AUGAAGAAAAUAAUUUUUUUGAAGAACAAAGUCAGCAUAUUGGAUAUAGGACAAUUAUUUGAAGCAAUCAAACAAGAAAAAUCUUCACGAUCCUUAUCGUAUUUUCGUUUACCCUGGCGAGAAACUGAUUUGGUUUUAAAAGCUAUUGGUGGAGUUCGUGCAAAGAGCUACAGUAAAUGGGGUAUAAUUCUGGUUGAACAAGAUUUAGAAGGAUUUUUCGAAGACAACAGAGGUGGUAAACAUGAUGUAAGCUUCUACGAUAUCUAUCUUGAAUUAGAAAAUUUAGUCAAACUAUACGCUUUGGAUGCAUGUAAAAGAAAGGCAGCAUCUUUUACUUCUUCGGAACUUUCUGGAUAUCUAGAUGAACAAUAUUAUGACUUAGUUGGACAAAAAUUACUAUUUCGCCAAAGUUUCAUAGUGGAUUUAAUGCGAUCGAAGGUUUAUGGAUGUAUCUAA
Messenger RNA from Adineta ricciae, 456 nucleotides. The record is from the annotation of a GenBank genome assembly. NCBI's taxonomy places the organism in Eukaryota, Metazoa, Rotifera, Eurotatoria, Adinetida, Adinetidae.